AUGAUCAUUCCACAAAUCGCUUGGUUCUCCUUUCUGCUUUGCCUCAUGAUGCCAUCAGUUCAAGCAUUCAACAUCGAGGAAGAAUUUUUCCAAAAACUGGCAUCUCUUGGAUUGGUCGGGUUCAUUAUCGUCGAGCUCGUCGUGAUUGUGUUGGUUGUCGUCAUUUCGGUCAGUAUUACAGUUUGUGUGAUGCGUCAACGGAGAGCGCAGUUCCUUGAUAUAACGGAACAAGAUGGGUGGAGGAUUCGGUGGCAAAAGUCAAGGAUCCACUGGCGGAGGAACUACCGGAGGAAUGUGAAGUGCUCUCUUUUGUGA
Messenger RNA from Caenorhabditis elegans, 315 nucleotides. It is a transcript of the gene F56D6.22, whose product is annotated as FXYD domain-containing ion transport regulator. The coding region runs from base 1 to 315 and encodes 104 amino acids. NCBI's taxonomy places the organism in Eukaryota, Metazoa, Nematoda, Chromadorea, Rhabditida, Rhabditidae. The record is from RefSeq and is marked reviewed. The transcript has a single exon.